Dendronephthya gigantea is the source of this 3617-nucleotide messenger RNA. Its product is annotated as nibrin-like. Gene Ontology annotation, cellular component: Mre11 complex. NCBI's taxonomy places the organism in Eukaryota, Metazoa, Cnidaria, Anthozoa, Malacalcyonacea, Nephtheidae. Gene Ontology annotation, biological process: double-strand break repair via homologous recombination; mitotic G2 DNA damage checkpoint signaling. Bases 66 to 2843 code for a protein of 925 amino acids. The record is from RefSeq and is a predicted model, not a curated record. The transcript has 18 exons. Gene Ontology annotation, molecular function: protein binding; damaged DNA binding.
AUAUGUAGCUCAGUGGUGUGGUAUUUCAGCAGCAGAGGUGCACGUGGGAAAUCACGAUACCAUUCAUGUGGAGCUUAAAGCGAAGUGAAGAAGGUUUCGAAGAUGAGAAACCUUACUACCUGACUGUUGGAGAACAUUUAGUUGGCAGAAAAGAUUGUCAAAUCCAAGUGGAAGGUGACCAAUCUGUCAGCAGGAAACAUGCUUGGAUCACUGUGUCCCAGAGUGGAACUGCUUCGGCACAGGUAUCAUUGAAAGAUGUUUCAAAGUUUGGGUGUUCAGUCAAUGGCACUAAAUGUCAAAAAUCAGUGGCUGUAGUUCUACACCAUAAUGAUAUAAUUACAUUUGGGACACAGAAUUGUUCAUACAGGUUGAGUUUUGACCCACUUGUGGUUUAUGCAUCAUGUUUGAACAGUGCUGUGAAGAAUAAUUUGAAGUCUCAGCUAAGCAAAUUAGGUGGUUAUUUGGUAAACGAAUGGCAAAAAGAAUGUUCUCAUCUUGUGAUGGAUUCACUCAGUUUCACAAUUAAGGUCAUUUAUGCUCUGGCGUCUUGUCACCCGAUUGUUACUCAAUCGUUUUUCGAUGAUCUGAUUCAAGCAAUUGACUCAAAGACUGAUAUGCCAUGUCCUGAAAAAUACAUGCCUCCAAUAAAGGAAGACCUCAUCGACACCAAAGUGGUCUCAUUCCAUCCUAAUGUUGCUAGAAAAUCUAUUUUUGUUGAAAAACUAUUUGUAUUUUUGGAGAAAAAACAGUACAAAAGGUUGGAGCAAGCAAUCUCAUUGGCUGGUGGCCAAUCGUUGCUGAAGGAGACUGGUGAUGUGUCUGGAGAGGAUGAUGAAAUAUUGACAGGUGAACACACUCUAGUGAUGUCUGUUGAUUGGAAGACAAAUGUCUCUGAAGAGAAACAAAUCUGGAUAGGUCAUGUUGGAGAUAUGUUGAAGAGUGUCAAUAGAAGACCAAUCGCAGAAACUGAAAUUGGUUUGGCCAUUCUUCAUGUAUCCUUGAACGAAUAUUGCAAUUCCAACAUAGACUGCGUUCCGAGAAUUACGAAGCAGAUUGUCUCAAAGAGCAUCAGCAGUAUGGAGGAAAUGUCACAACGGAUGAACGAAUCACAAAACAUCCUCGUGCACGAGUUUCCUGGAAAGAAACCGUUUCUGAUGAAAAAUGAAAAUUCCAAACCAAACACGAUCAUGGAGACUCCACUGGAUUCCAAAAAAAGAUCUCGCGAUAGCUCUGACGAGUCGAUACCCUUGGCUUUCGACACUCCACAGACCAGUCACGUCGAAAAUAAACGCAGGAAGUUCUCAUCCAGUGAUGUCACUCAUGUCUCUCAAUCGCCAGAGUCGCAGUUCAAAUCACCUGGAAUGCCGCUGAAAAAAAAAUCGCCAAAUCAAGACCAGUCAACUAAAAAAGCGCCUUUUACAACACCCAAGAAGAGCGUGGACGACAUAGAGGAUAUCUCGGAAAGUGAAGACGGUCAGAAACCAGCCCAACCAAGCCUUUGUUUGCAAGAAACACCAGCUGUUGGCCAAAAACGCAAAGCCAUUUCACAAAGCGUCGAUAUAACGCAUAUUUCUCAAAGCCAGGAGUCGCAACAUGAACGACUUGUCCCGUUCAGGAGUCCAGAUGAAAAGAAAUUCAGAUUGACUCGCUCUAAAGCUGAUAUAACACACGUCACUCAAACUCAGGCGUCCCAAGGCGAGGAUAAGCUUCGUGAUAGAAAUACGGUCGAUAUAACACAUAUCUCGCAAAGCCAGGAUGAGGUUGAAGAAUGUGGUGUUGGAAAAACCAUGAAACGAGAAUACGAUUUUAAUCGCUCUGGAGAAAACGGGAAUGUUGUGCUUGUCAAUAAAACUACCCCAGAUGUGGUAAAGAUUCAAGAAACGCCUUCUCCGGAAAUUAAUUUUACCUCAAAGAGACGGAAGAUAGCUUCGCCAUGUUUGACUCGUCCACACGACAACGAACGCUCAAUAAUCGGGGAGACACAACGUAGUCCAACCAGCGCAAGUCCUCCGCGUGUAGGACAACCCACACUCCAUGACUCUUUAUUUUCUCUUAAAAGAUCUCAAACUAGUUUGUCUGAUGAGGAUAAUAUUGUUCAGUCUCGUGUUAAGAAAGUGACAUCCAAGGAGGAGACUGCAAAUGAAGAAGAAAGUACUAAAGAACCAAGUGGAAAACGAGAACUAAAUGAAAAGAAGUUGCUAUCUGUGACAAAAAGUAAAAGGGUGUUACAUGAAAGCACUUCGGGAGUGCAGGAUUUAUCCGCUGUAAACUCCAGGAUUUCACCACCAGGGAGCGGUUGGAUGUCGAAGAGAUCUUUCAGUUUAAAAAAGGAAAAGUCAGAAAGUCACCUGAGUGAGUCCUCGACAAAUACCGGCCAUGAUGGAGUAGAGGAUUUAAGCCAAACAAAUUCAAGAAAAAACGCUGGUGUUGACACCCAAAGAGAAAAUCAAGGAUUUUUAUCAAAGUUGCAACAGCAAACGAACUCUGAAGAAGUUGUUGUCAAAUUGGAGAGGAGUGUUUCUUAUCCCAGCGAUCUCAUGUGUGUGGAACAUAUAGAGCUAGUGGUGGGCAAACGUGUUCCUCCCAAGGCACAAGUACCAGGAAAGAAAUUGAGUACAACUUUGAAGAACGUGAAGCGAUUCAAAAAGCAAAACAUCGCCGGAGAUGACCACGGCAUUCCGAAAAUUAUCGGUGGAAAUGAUCUUGUCGUGUUUUCCUCUCGGAAUGAACCAGGAGAAAAUUGGAUGUUGGAAGUUCAGUCAAUGAAUGAACAAGAUCUUGUGGAUAAAGAGGCUGAUAAACUCUUUCUGUACGAGGACAGCAAACGUCGGAAACGAAGAUAACCGCCCACUGCCGAUUCUGUUUGGUAAUCUAAACUCUGAAGGUAUUUUAGACAAUUCUGAAACAGCAAAUGCGUGAGCAAAAUGGAUUGAUGAACAGUUUAUGAUUGUUACAAAACAAUUAACAUAAUAUUAUAUGUGAGUUUUAUUAGGAUAUCUAUAUUCUAGAUAAAUCUUUUUUAAAUUACUGAACAGACCUUUUAAUAGUCCCUGAAAUAGUCUGUAAGUAACUUUGUUGAACAAGUGUUGGUAUUUAAAAAGACUAAGUAUCGUGGCAAAAUAUUACAUUAAAAAAUCACGCUUUGUGAACGUUCCUAUUCAGGUUAAUGAUGAGCAUGUAAAAGGUCUGAUUCCAUACAGUCGCUCACUUCGUGCAGUUUCAAAAGGAAUUUAACUGUGAUCGAAAUUGUCAAGCCGAAAACAAAAUCCUUCUUCCGUUGAGACCAGCAAAAUAUAGUAGGUUGCUGGUUCCGAGACAGAAGGGUAUAGUCAUAUAUCUAUUUUAAUUUGGCUUAUGCAAAUAUGUGGGCGAAAGGCUGUUGGAAAAUGACUUGAAAUUGACCUCUGAAACCUGACUGGAAGAUCGCGAAAAUUUAGAGAUCAAUAGCUAUUUUUAAAUCAUAAAAUUUUUGAGGUUGGGACUUGGGAUGAUAUCCGUGGAUUCUGAAUAUGGAAUUACCUAAAUCCACAAAUAUAAUCCUAGUUUUAAUCCUAAACCUGACCUUAUAAUUAACCUUAAAUAUUUGGAUUGAGGAUUAAAUUUGUGGAUUCUAGACA